AUGCACGGUAGCAGCACUUAUGCUUCUAUAGAUGGAGUUGAGCAGACCAUCAUAGCGCUCAACCCACUGGAGAUGCCGUAUAUGGGGAAUCGCGUUGCGCCUACAUUUUAUGAUCUUCAGAAGCUCAAUGUGGCCUACGGGUGCCCAGCUCUAGCUGCCGAAGUCUGUCUGAUGCCGAUUGUUUGCCUACACGAGGGGUACCUAUUGCCGACUUGCGAGUGCGCUUGCAAACCGCAGUAUAUGGGUACCAAUUGUGACAUGGAGAAUCCUGACUAUGUUCCACGUUGCAUACAAAUAUUCACAAUAGACGAUGGGCUGACAGGGACCAUCUUCUCACCUAAUUAUCCGUCGAACUAUGAUCCGGAUACAAUUUGCCAAUACAUUAUUACGGGGCCAGCUGAAUCAAAUAUCAGUGUGCAAUUUACUGAUUUCAACCUGCAACCUGGAAACACAGCUUGCACAAAUGAUUACCUGGAUAUCUUCUUGGCGGAUACAGCUCUGGCCAACACGACGAGUUGCGGCUCAGUUGGUCCAUCAGCCUUCGACAGCAUCAGCAAUGAGAUAAGGAUCGUGUUUAAGUCAGAUUCCACCAUCCAGGACAAGGGAUUCUCUUUGAUGUACACCAUACACACCAAGCCAAUGCCAAUGGCAAUGGAAAGCUGCAAUGUGUCAUUCAGCAAUUCAGUUGGUGAGAUCACCAAUUACGUCAGUGAAUCCCCGAACGAUACGCAUUGCACAUAUGAGAUCAAUGUGCCACAAGGGCAACGGGUUGCCCUGACCAUGCAGUCAUUCGAUGUAGAGAACGGGUACUGCUCCGUAAACAGUAUAGAGGUAUACUUAGGAGAUGGCACCUCGACCCCUAUUCAAUUUUGUAACCAAUGCGUCCCUAAGGAGGAAAUCAUCUCUGCCACCAAUACGAUGAAGAUCAUAUUUGCUGUACAGGGUUCCCAGGAAAACGCCAGUUUUUCUGCGACCUACCGAGCUGUUGAAAUCGCUAUAAACUCUUCGAACCCGGAUGUAGAAGGAUCCACUAUUAGUUACUGCCAAAGUACGACGGACCAAGACAAAGGUUUUAUUCAGUCACCGAGAUACCCUCAGGCCUAUCGAAGAAGGAUGUGCUGUCAGUAUGAGAUCACUGCAUCGCCAGGCUUACACGUGGAGCUUAACUUCGCACGAAUCUUUCAGAUCGAAGAAGAAGACACCAUCUCCAUCGAUAUUGGCGGCUCACAACCAAUAAGGCUCAUCCUGACCGGUCACAAUGCUCCGAUCGGUUCGUACGUCUCACUUGCUGAGAAGAUGAGUAUCCAGUUCGAGUCCAACGAAAGUAGGUUUGCAGGCCGCGGGUUCCGUGGAUUCUUCCGAAGUGUGUCUCUCAGCAUCCCCCGGGAUGAGGAUCCGGUUACCCAACCCCCUUUCAUACCGGAGCCGUAGCGUGAAUCCACACAAAUAAGGGGGUGGAACGUAUGAUAGGGGGCACCAGUCUUACUCGGUAAAUGAAGUGCUAACUUACAAGGCUACUGAAUGGGAUGUGUGCGAGAAGUGCAUGGUCCCGGUGUCUUCUAUUUUUGUCCUAUUCCCCUUCCCCUAUCACUUUCUCCCUUUCCCCUUCUUCCUUUCUCCAUUU
This is a messenger RNA of Strongylocentrotus purpuratus (purple sea urchin), 1624 nucleotides long. Its product is annotated as tolloid-like protein 1. Gene Ontology annotation, molecular function: metalloendopeptidase activity. Gene Ontology annotation, biological process: proteolysis. NCBI's taxonomy places the organism in Eukaryota, Metazoa, Echinodermata, Echinoidea, Camarodonta, Strongylocentrotidae. The transcript has 6 exons. The record is from RefSeq and is a predicted model, not a curated record. The coding region runs from base 1 to 1431 and encodes 476 amino acids.